Xenopus tropicalis (tropical clawed frog) is the source of this 3228-nucleotide messenger RNA. The record is from RefSeq. Lineage: Eukaryota; Metazoa; Chordata; Amphibia; Anura; Pipidae.
GCAGCAGCUAGAAGGGAACACCAGCGGAGGGCGUCGGCACAGUGCCUGCAUAUCUAUUCCUGGAAACUGAAGCAAUGCCCUGGAAGCUCUCCUCUGCAAGGUUAAUGUGUGGAGCAAUGUUCACUGUUUGAUCAGUCUGAAUACUCCCAAGCAUGGACAGAGACUUCCGUUACUAUUUCCAGCAUCCAUGGUCCCGCAUUGUAAUUGCUUACCUUGUGACGUUCCUUAACUUUUUAAUAUUUGCUGAGGAUCCUAUAUCUCACAGCCAAACUGAGGCCAAUGUGAUUGUUGUUGGGAACUGCUUUUCUUUCACGGUUACUAAAUACCCUGGUAUAGGUUGGGGUAUUUUGAAGGUGAUUCUCUGGCUGCUAGCAAUUGUCACUGGUCUGAUUGCUGGAAAGUUCUUGUUUCAUCAGCGUUUGUUUGGUUAUGUGCUUCGCUUAAAAAUGUUUAGGGAAGACCAUGGAUCAUGGAUGACCAUGUUUUUCAGCACUAUCCUUUUUCUGUUUUUUUUUUCACAUAUCUACAAUCUGUUUCUUCUUAUGGCAGGAGGCAUGAGCACAUAUAUUAUAAAUGAAUAUAUGGGUAUCAGAAACGAAAGCUUCAUGAAAGUAGCAGCAGUGGGAACUUGGAUGGGAGACUUUGUAACUGCAUGGAUGGAUAAGAUGUCACAUACUCCCAAGAGGUGGCUGCUUUGAAUGCAGGGCUCUCGUUGUUAUAUUAUUAGGAACAGUAGCUGCAUUUCCUUUUGCUAUAUUGGUAGGUAUAAGUAUAAGUAAGGAAUAGUAAUCUAUUAUUGUGUUGUGAAGUAUAUUGUUGUUUUAUAUACUGUUUAAUGUGAUAUUGAUCAUUGCAAUUUUCAAGAUGAUACAGAUAUCUACAUUUCACUUAAACAUUGGGAUUUUGGUGCUGAGAGGUGUUUUAGUGGGGUGUGAUUUCCUAUGGUAAUUACUUCUGUAAUGUCUUAUUUUUGUUAACAAUUCUAUGGGGUAUAUUUAUCAUGCUGUGUAAAAACAUUACCAUUGAUGUUGCUCAGAGCAGCCAAUCAGAUGCUUUGCUUUGGUUUUCUAGCUGUUGAACUCUAAUUGCUGAUUGGUUGCCCUGGGCAACAUCACCAGUAAUGCUUCACUCCACUUUUUACACAGCAUCAUAAAUAUAAUCCAGCUGUAUGCAGUGUGUGUACUUUACCACAUACCUAUUUACAGAUAUGCAUUGUAUCAAUAUUUAUAUGUAUCAAUAUUUAAUCCAGUGUGACAGUUUAAAGUAUAUCACCCAACUGUAGAUCAGAACCCAAAAACUGGUCCUCAUACUGUGCAGGGUAGUCCCCAUAAUCCCUUUGGUUAAUGUAAAGUUCCUUCUGCAGUGGAAAAUAGUAAAUAAAGCAGGGUGCAUAUAUGGUUGUAACUUAAUGAUUGGGCCACAAAGCUGAACCACUGACUUUUUAAGGUUAGGAAAAAAAGCUGUUGGUUAUACAGGUAUGGGACCUGUUAUCCAGAAUGCUUAGUGGGUUCCUGGGGUUUUCUGGAUUAGGGAUCUUUGCGUAAUUUGGAUCUCUAUACCUUAAGUCUGCUAAAAAAUCAUUUAAACAUUUUUAAAUAAACCCAAUGAGAUUGUUUUACCACCAAUAAGGAUUAAGUAUAUCUUAGGACAAAGUAGAAGGUAUUGUUUAAUUAUUACAGAGAAAAAGGAAAUAUUUUUUAAAAAUGUGAAUUAUUACCUUAAAAUAGAGUCUAUUGGAGAUGGCCUUUCCAUAAUUCAGAACUUUCUGGAUAACGGGUGCCAUACCUGUACUUCAAACAGAAUAGGAAAAGAAAAUUAAUGUUAAUGUUUUUUGAAAAAUCUGUAGUCAGAAUGUACUUUGGGCACAUCUCCCCCACCCAAAGCACACAAUUUGUAUUGCACGUAUCUCCUCCGUAUAUCACAUUUUCCUAAAACGAAUAGCAACUUUCACCUGCUGGCUAUUUUCCCUCUCUCACUUUAGUGACAUUUACAUUUGCAAACAGCACAUGCGUGCUGUAAAAUUUAUGCAGUGAAGAAUGCAGUCUUACACGGGCAAAACUUACUUUGAUAAAAGGUCCUGAUUGGAUUAUGUGCUCUAAUGUUUAAACUGAGCUUAGGACAGGAGGUUAAGAGAAAAAACAAGUUUCUCCAGCAGAGUGCACAGCUAGAGCAGAGUAUCAGUGGAAACCAGCAGUUCCGACUCUUCAUUGGCUGCUAGACUGAAGGGUGUGUUUAGCAUCCUGAGUUGAAAAGAACUGAGCAUGCCCAGUUAGCCAAGAGCCAAAGUAAAUUGCUAAAGGAGGGGCCAAGUGGGCUACAGGUGGAAAAAGGAUACCUAAGCAAUUAAGGGGAUGCUGCAGCCUUACUAUAAGAAGUGGCAGUAUCAGUGACUUUAAAGAGGCUGUUAACUGAUUACAUUUUUUGUUGGGGGUUUACAUGUCCUUUAGUAGAAUGCCAGACAAAUGGUUAUUGUAUUAACUUUUGCAAUUCUACAUGCAAUGUCUACAUGCAUAGACAACUUGACUGGAGAGCUAAGAUACAUAUCAGUGGAUUGUUCUUGAGUUGUUAUUCCACAAGUCUCUGUUACAACCCUUUCUAUUAGAAUUAAAUCUUACCACUUUAAAUUUAACAUUAUGAGAAAGUGUAUAUUAAAUUCCUUUUUAAGGAUUUAGCUUUCAUACCCCAUUAAUAUUGCUUCUUUCAUAUGAUUUUUUACUGAUUAAACUAUUAUUAUAAUUAUUAUUAACAGAUGUAUAGAGCUAGCCUUGAUAUGACAGCCAAAAGCGAGGAAACUUUGUUGUGUCAUCUGAGAUGAGCUGAGCAUCUGUACUUCUUGAUGUCUGAUAAUAUUAGUGAUAUUGCUGAGAAAAAAAUUAAAAUGUUUAUUUCAAGGAAACAAAAAAUAAUGUGCAAAACAGUGUUGAUGGGAUGCCAUAGCUCCUAAGCAGCAUGUUUAAUGGACAAGUGCAUUUCUGUGGCUUGGGAAUUAACGCUUCUUUCCUUUAAUGUGUCUGAUAAAGAUUUUAUUAACAAAUGGAGUGAUAUAUUACAACACUGUUCCCUGGAGCUGAUUCAAUUACUUCUCAAAGAUGCUUUUUGUGAAUGCUUAUUUAGAGGAGAACAUUUACAUAAUGCAAUAUUGUGACAUUUAAGAAUUUUUAUUUGUAAAUUUACAAACCUGGAAACAAGUAAAUAAAGCAUGGUUUGUGACCCUUUUGUUCUACUUUA